ACACCUGUAAUCCCAACACUUUUGAGGCUGAGGCGGGCAGAUCAGGAGGACAAGGGAUCAACACAACCAUGCCAGCGUGGUGAAACCCCGUCUCUAUUAAAAAUACAAACAUUAGCUGGGCAUGGUGGCGCGCGCCUGUAGUCCCAGCUACUCGGGAGGCUGAGGCAAGAGAAUCGCUUGAACCCGGAGGCGGAGGUUGCAGUGAGGCGAGAUCGAGCCACUGCACUCCAGCCUGAAGACAGAGCGAGACUCCGUCUCAAAAAAAACAAAAAAAACAAAAAAAAGGACUGAAAUGUAAAUAUUCACGCUCAGGAUAUGGCAUUUUCAUUUUGUUUUGGCGUGUUACUGGGCUGUCCUCAGACACCUUCCUUUCAUAUCUUAAACUCCUGUCUUUCCAGGAAAGCUUCUAGAAUUUUUGUUUCGGUCUCAAGGGCAUGAGGGGAGAACCUAACAGGUUGCGGGCGAGCCCCAUAGAAUUCAGCACGCCGUUCCCCGCAGCGACACUACUUCUGAACGCAGGAGCGACUGCCCGUCCCGGCUCUCUCCAGGAGAAUGGAGGCAAACGUACAUUCGAGGGGCUCAAAACCUGGAGUUCGAAACGUCUCAGUUCCUCCGUCUUAGUUCCUCUUUUCCCGGGUUCAGAGGCCACCUGUGCGGCAGGGCACACCUGCCACUCUCAUAGCCUUCGGAACCGGCAACCCGUCGACCGCUGGCUCCAGUCGGUGGGACUAAGAGGCUGAACGGAAGGAAGGAGAGCCGGGAGCGCGGUCGCUCGCUGGCUGGCUCAGGGGACGCCGAAGGGGGGCGCCGGCGCGCUCGGACGGGGUGCGCGCGCCGCCGCCGCGUCACCAGCGUGCGGCACGUGCCCGUGUUUACGUCCCUCGUGGAGCCGCCGACGUCAGCAGUCGAAUGGCAACAUUGUGGCGAUGCUGAGGCGCAGAGUUUAGGAGACGCGUUCUUCAGUCAGGCCGAUCCCCAGUUUUCCGCGGCAGCAGCGGGGGCGGGGCGAGCGACCAGGACCCACACAGCGCCGGCCCAACCCCGCGGGACCCGCGCCUCACCUACGGUACACCGCAGACGCAGCUCCACGGCCCCGCGCGGUGGGCGGCGGGCGGCCGCGAAGCUCUGCGGCAACGCGGAGCUUGUAAACAGAUCCGGCCGCACGUGACCAUGUGAACUACCUGCUCCCGGGACGCGUAUUGUCCUUCUUGCGAUCCGCGCCACAAAGGAGCUCGCGAUCCGAGCACGGAGGGAUUGGCGAGCGAGCCGGGAGAGCCGGCCGGCGCACUAAGAUGGCUGAAGGCGCCCGGCGAGGGUGAGCUGGGGGCGCGGCGCAGCCAACGGGGAGUCCUCGGGCGGAGUGGGCCAGCGGCCCUCCCGCGCGGCGAGAAACCGGAGCCACCAUGUCGUUCGCGCUGGAGGAAACACUCGAGUCGGACUGGGUGGCUGUGCGACCCCAUGUGUUCGAGGAGCGCGAGAAGCACAAAUUCGUCUUUAUUGUGGCCUGGAACGAGAUUGAGGGCAAGUUUGCCAUAACCUGCCACAACCGGACGGCCCAGAGGCAGAGGAGCGGCUCCCGGGAGCAGACGGGGGCUCGAGUUGGCGCCGAGGCCAGCACAGCUGAGUCCGACGGGAGCCGCGGGCCCAGCAGCCCGGCUGGCAGGGGCCGGCCCGAGGCUACUGCCUUUGCACCUCUGGUUAGAAGCCCCGGGACCCGGCGGAGUCCGGCCUUGGCGGAGGGCGGCUCUCCUCGGAGCACUCGCAACCUUCUGGGGGACCCGCGGCUGCGGAGUCCGGGCAGCAAAGGGGCGGAGAGUCGUCUUAGGAGCCCAGUGCGGGCCAAACCCAGCCCAGUUCUGAGAACGUCUGAAGCCACCGAUGCGACGGAGGCCGCUACUGCGGCAGCCCGGCCGGCGCCCAGAGAGGCCCCGGUGUCCUCUGUACGGAUAGUGAGCGCCUCCGGGACGGUCUCCGAGGAGAUCGAGGUGCUGGAAAUGGUGAAGGAGGACGAGGCGCCUCUGGCGCUCUCGGAGGCGGAGCAGCAGCCGCCAGCCACCGAGCUGGAGUCUCCGGCCGAAGAGUGCAGCUGGGCCGGACUCUUCUCUUUCCAGGACCUGCGCGCGGUGCACCAGCAGCUGUGCUCGGUGAACUCGCAGUUGGAGCCGUGCCUGCCGGUGUUCCCCGAGGAACCUUCGGGCAUGUGGACUGUGCUGUUCGGGGGCGCCCCCGAGAUGACCGAGCAGGAAAUCGACACUCUGUGUUACCAGCUCCAGGUCUACCUGGGCCAUGGCUUGGACACUUGCGGCUGGAAGAUUCUCUCCCAGGUGCUCUUCACCGAGACCGAUGAUCCCGAGGAGUAUUACGAAAGCCUCAGCGAGCUGCGGCAGAAGGGCUACGAAGAAGUGCUUCAGCGAGCCAGGAAGCGCAUCCAGGAGCUCUUGGAUAAGCACAAGAAUACAGAGAGCAUGGUGGAGCUUCUGGAUUUGUAUCAGUUGGAGGAUGAAGCCUACAGCAGUCUUGCGGAAGCUACAACUGAACUCUAUCAGUAUUUACUACAGCCAUUCCGAGACAUGAGAGAACUUGCCAUGCUACGAAGACAGCAGAUCAAGAUUUCCAUGGAGAAUGAUUACCUGGGACCUCGAAGAAUUGAGAGUCUACAAAAAGAAGAUGCUGAUUGGCAGCGGAAAGCUCACAUGGCUGUACUGUCUAUUCAAGAUCUUACUGUCAAGUAUUUUGAAAUAACAGCUAAAGCUCAAAAAGCUGUGUAUGAUCGAAUGCGAGCAGAUCAGAAGAAAUUUGGUAAAGCAUCAUGGGCAGCGGCUGCUGAACGGCUAGAAAAACUCCAGUAUGCAGUUUCUAAAGAAACUUUGCAGAUGAUGAGAGCUAAAGAGAUAUGCUUGGAGCAGCGGAAACAUGCACUAAAGGAAGAGAUGCAGAGUUUGCAGGGUGGUACAGAAGCCAUAGCCCGAUUGGAUCAGUUAGAAGCUGACUAUUAUGACCUGCAACUUCAGUUGUAUGAAGUACAGUUUGAAAUCUUGAAGUGUGAAGAGUUACUAUUGACAGCACAACUAGAAAGCAUCAAAAGACUUAUAUCAGAAAAAAGAGAUGAAGUGGUGUACUAUGACACUUACGAAAGCAUGGAGGCCAUGCUGGAGAAGGAAGAAAUGGCAGCGUCUGCAUACUUACAGAGAGAAGAGCUGCAGAAACUUCAGCAGAAAGCACGCCAGCUGGAAGCAAGACGUGGACGGGUUUCUGCCAAGAAAUCCUACCUCAGAAAUAAAAAGGAAAUAUGUAUUGCAAAACACAAUGAAAAAAUCCAACAGCGCACUCGGAUUGAAGAUGAAUAUAGAACCCAUCACGCAGUACAACUAAAGAGAGAAAAAUUACAUGAUGAAGAAGAAAGAAAAAGUGCCUGGGUUAGCCAAGAGAGACAGAGAACACUGGAUAGACUUCGAACAUUUAAACAGAGGUAUCCUGGGCAAGUCAUACUUAAAUCAACCAGAUUACGACUAGCUCAUGGAAGAAGAAAAGGUGCAGCAAGUCCUGUUCCCCGAGAGGAUCAGUGUGACUCUCUACCAAGUGUAUUACAGGUAGAAGAGAAAACUGAAGAGGUAGGAGAAGGCAGAGUCAAGAGUGGGCCGUCACAGACAGCAGAACCCCAGAGCCUUGUACAACUUGAAGAUACUUCAUUAACACAACUUGAAACCACUUCAUUACCUCUCAGUGGUGUUACCUCUCAACUGCCUCCCCCUGUGUCUCUUCCACUUUUGAAUAACAACCUCGAGCCAUGUUCUGUUACCAUAAGUCCACUCCCACCCCCUCUUCCUCCAACACCACCACCUCCCCCACCUCCUCCCCCUCCACCCCCACCACCACCUCUGCCUGUUGCUAAGGACAAUGGCCCAGAGACCCUGGAGACAGAUCUGCCUAGAAAGGAGGGGAAUGAGAAGAGGAUCCCAAAGUCAGCCAGUGCCCCCUCAGCACACCUCUUUGAUAGCAGCCAACUGGUCAGUGCACGGAAGAAGCUCAGAAAGACUGCUGAAGGUUUGCAGAGGAGGAGAGUGAGCUCACCCAUGGAUGAGGUGCUAGCCUCCUUGAAGCGUGGUAGUUUUCAUCUGAAAAAGGUUGAACAGCGAACUCUGCCUCCUUUUCCUGAUGAAGAUGAUAGUAAUAAUAUCUUGGCACAGAUAAGGAAAGGGGUAAAACUGAAGAAGGUACAGAAGGAUGUUUUGAGAGAAUCCUUCACACUUCUACCUGAUACAGACCCUCUAACACGGAGCAUCCAUGAAGUUCUUAGAAGAAUUAAAGAAGCAUCCCCAGAGUCAGAGGACGAAGAGGAGGCUUUGCCUUGCACAGACUGGGAGAACUAACAAGUGAUUUAACAGAAGAAAAAUAUCAUUCAAGAUUGGUUCUGAUUCUUUGGAAAAUGAUAGUUUAAGCCCUUGGUUCCUCAGUUGGAUAACAGUAGAUCCAAAGUGCAUUGGUUCAGUCGUGUGAAGAAAGGAAGCACAGUUGGCAGGUUAUCACUUUCCAGUCAUUCCAACAGAUGAUGGUUAACACGAAUUUUACAUGUGCAAUGUUCCUGACUGCAAUGAAGAAGAGGCCUUCUGGAGCUUUCUGUUUUUUAAGCACAUUCUCCUUCCAUCCACCUAUUUACAUCCUUGUAAUGGCCAGUUAAGCUAGGGCUUGCUGUAAGUUGGAAGAACACUGGGUUGACCAAGAUCUGCUGUGAGCUAUAUUGGGACUGCUUUCAGAACCGUCUUUCAGUGCACUGAAAAGUCAUCUGAAAAUGUAGCUUCUUCCAUAUCAGCUUAUAUUAAAUCCUGUGACACUCUGAAAAAGUUGAUCAUGGUAGCUCCAAGUCAGGAUUUAAAAUCAGAUGGAAAUACACCUAAAAUCUCCACAUUACUUAUUUCCAAAGGAUUUUUCAUAAAGAUGUUCCGCAACAUCUGAAAAGCUGCAUGGAGAUAUAUCAGUGUGUUCACAACAUGAUACAUUUAACAUGGCAUAUUUUUAGGAGUCUUAUACUUUGUAAGGUUUUGAAGUUUCCAUGCUUUUAAAUCACUCUUCGUAAUUCUGAAUUUAUAAUUUUGAAUUUAUGUGCAUCCUUGUUUAUGGGAGGCAAUACUUUGAUAAUGUUUCAAAUUAUUUUUAUUUUGUUUGAACUAUUGCUUGAUUGCUAUGACUGACAUUACUUUCCUGUUGAGAAUCAGAAAUCAAGAUUCAAUAAUAGGGAUGUAAAUCUUAACUUUUUUCCAAACCACCAUUUUAUGUUUUUAUGUUUAUGCUUCACAGUGAAAAGCAUAUGCUCUACAAAGAUAGAAAGUAGACAAAGCAGACAAGUUUCCAUGGCUGGCAUUUCACCAUCUUCAGAUGCACUGAAUGGAAUUUUGGGAGAAAGCCUUUGUGUUGCCACUAAACUUACACACAGCUUUAGGUGCUCAUUUUGGCUGUGAUGGAGUCCUGAAGGACCCAUUGAUCAGAAUAUUCAACAGGAUUGUCGUAGGUUUGAGUGAAUGUAGAUUGUGGGACUCGGUGUGCAGUACCCUGUACAUGUAAUUCUGCAUAAGACGGAUCUUGGCCUUUCUGUGGAGGGAGUUAAGAACUAAAAUACCAAAAAAGAACUUUAUUUCUUUUAAGGCAAUUUUCUGACCUAAACUCAGAAAGCAGUACAGAAGCAAAAGCCCAGUGCAUAUGAAUUGGUUUUGCUGGAGAAAAAAAGAAAUGCUCACACUUUUGUUAUUUUAAAAUGUUUUCUUGAAAAUAAUUAGGGAGAAAAUUUUCUGGCAACAGGUUAUAUAGACAAUUUCUUUUUAUUAUUUCAAAACAAAAAGGCACACGCCUCCAUGCCCAGCUAAUUUUUUUAUGUUUUGUAGAUUUGGGGAUUUUCCAUGUUGUCUAUGCUGGUCUUGAACUCCUGGACUCAAUCUGCUGGCCUUGACCUCCUAAGUGCUAGGAUUACAGGCAUGAGCCUGACAAAAUCUUUUAUUUAAGUGUUAGUAGUAUGUUUAUUGAUGAGACUAGGAGCUUCUGUGCGGUGUCUUCAUAAUAUAUUGGUUUUAGUUCCCACACUAUUCCCGCUUCUUGUCUGGAAAGAUCAGAAAUACAGAUGUAAUAUGGAAACUUCAUCCCAAAACAGCAUGGAGGUGGUGAUAGUGUCCUGUUUGCCCUUGGUAAAAUAUUAAAGCAUAUUUCUUAACCCAAAGAGUGAUUGGUUAAAGCAAAUUUGCAGACCUUUACAAAAUCAUGUAUCAAUUUUAUGCUAUCCAACUUUUAGGUACCCAUGUGUCAACAUUUCACAUAUCCAAUGCUUUGGGUGCUUGUUCAUGACUUGUUUUUCAUUUAUUCAAAUUCAGAAAAAUACAGACGGAUGUAGUGUUAAAUUAGCCAAAACCCCUGGAACGUUCAUAUAGUGAGAGGGAAUUUGCUACUCUUUUAGUGUUGGGUUUCCAUUAUAAAAUAGGCUCAUUUAUACACCUGUCCUGUGGUCUGUCUUCCAGGGUGUGCUGUAAUAAAUCUGUAGCAAAGAGUGGAGGGUGGAGAGUGUGCAGAACUCCUCUCAGCCUCAUGGAUGCAUCCACAACUCUCUCAGCCCGUUCUGUUAUAGUGCUCCAUGAGCCACCUCACACUUGAAGAUAAGGAGGUUAAAGCAGACAGAGUAUUGUUGGCAGCCAGCUGUGCCCACUCUCUUGUAAAUAACUUUCCAUCACACCCAUUUCCUUGCCUCAAGAUGCAGGUUCCUACGUCUAUAAAAUUUCAAAUGACUGCAGGUCGGAAACCUUUGGUGUUACAAAUAAUAAUAAAAAGUUCAGAUAAUUAGGGUCUGCUUGUCCAUUAAGAUGACAUUACCAGUGGAACCCACCUGUUAAUUUUGUGGCUUCAGAACCCAACAAAAGUUAUGGAAGCCUGGUUAAAUUUCCUCUUUUCUUUUUGCCCCUAAUAAAAUGAGGAUCUUUGGCCUUAAUACUCAAUUUGUGUAUUUUUAGUUGUGAUGGUACUUGUAAAUGCUCACAUUUCCAGUUCCAAACUUGCGUGUGCUUUCUAUGUCCUUCAAAAUAUUUGACCCUUAAAUUUCUGUUAAUAUAUGGUUUCUGUAUCCACAAUCAGCUGUUUGCUUAUGCUGAGUCAAUUUAGAAGAUAAUUUGCCAAUCUGGUCUCAACUGCAGUGCAUUUAAAAUAGGGAAAACAAGUAAAUGAGUUUGAGAUGUUUUGAUAUUAAUAUUACUGCCCACUUAACUGUGAAUUUCAAAUGGCUCCUAAUGCAACCAAAAUUAUAACCAAUGUAGCACGUAUAGGAAAGGCAUUCUUAAUGAUUUUAAAUCCAUACUGCUGUAUAUUACAGCAGUAUGAGGAGUGCCUGGGUAAAGAGAAUUUUUAAAAGAUGAACAGUGGUUUUGUUUGUAUAGUAUAGGCUUAUUGAGUUGGUGAGCAGCAUAAAAACAUUUCUUAAUUCUUCGUUGUGGAAGUGAAAUAUUUCUGUAAUGCAUUUUUUUCAAAGGAGACUCCUAGAUACAGCUAUAGUAGUGGGAAUAGAGAGGUAGAGCUUUUCUCAUAAGAUGAAACCAGAAAAUAAAUUUCAGCACUUUUACUUUAUGUAAUGAGGAAAAAAAUUGUUUCUACAGAGUUGAGCUGUGUAGUAAUAUUUGGUAACACAUGGUGUGGCUACUUUAUGUCAUUGAAUGUGUGUUAGUUGCAAAGCAUACUUGGGUCAUAGUAGACACUGAGAAUUAAAACUCUUAAGUCAAUGAAACAAAAACGAAUGGGCAGCGUUCUCUCUGUUUGGAAUGGGAUCAGUAUACAAUUAAUACAAUUUAAUUUUACACAUUCAUAAGACACCAUUUUUAAGUUACAUUCACUGAGUGUAUUUGUAUAAAUUUAAGUCAGUGCUUUUAGCCGAGGCAAAGCUUUUUCAUUAACUAAAUACAUGGUUUUUUUUUUUUUUUUGGUGUUCUUUUUUAGCUUUAUUAUUGGAGUAUUACAAACUUAAUAUUAGAUACACUAUUGGGUCCCUAAGGGCUCUGUCAGGGAGUUGAAAUUUCAUAUGCUUUACUUGUAAAAAAUGAACAGCUGUAAAACAUUUCAAAACUAUUGCAAACACAUUGUUAAAAUGCAACCAUUUGAUAAAGCAGAAACCUUAAGUUUUGCCUAAUUAUUGCACUAAAUGUAAAUGAUAACAUAAAAUUAAAUGUGCAUUUUAAACAGAUUCUAUUUCCCACUUACUGCUUAGCAUAGAAAAAGAGCUAUGCUUAGAGGAGUGACCAGCAAGAUUGAUUUUAGGUGGAAGAGGGGUGAGAAAGCGGAAGCACCUUACUAUUGGAGCAUGUUGCAUCUAUUUAGUGCUACUGAACAAUUUGGUGGUUAUUUCUGAACUUUGCUGCAAAGUGCUCUUUAGUUAAAGCACAGAAAGAAGGGUCACUGCUUAAUUGCUUUCUAAAAUAAAGCAAUGGUAUUUUUUAUCCUAUAUAGUGUAAUUUAAAAGUUUUCCUACAAAGUGAGUUUAUAUUGCUGCCUAAACUGUUAUGUAAACAAAGGGUUUUUAAAGGUGGGAGGGAGUCUGGAUUCAGUGAGUGUGUGUAUGUGUGUGUGAAUGUAUGAAGAGUUUCCCUAUUGGGUCAUUUUGAAGAUGUGUUUAUUGUAAAGUUUUCUGUGUUUUGCCCACAGCAAAUGUACAACUUGGCAAUUGCAGGAUUUAAUUGAUUGAAUUCCAAAUUUAUACUGUCUCUCCCCUUCUGCAAACACAUGCCACUGUAAGGUGCAUGUACAGAAAAUACCUCUGAGGUUGACUUGUUAAAUAAUUGAUGAGUGUUAUUUCACACGGACUCUCAAAGCAGUCAUUUGUUUUGCAGAUUAGGGGAAAGUUUUGUUUUUUGCUGGUUUUUAUUUUUAAUUAGGUACACUUAAGAGUGGCUAAAUUUGGAGGAGUUGUUGGUGGGUAGGAAAGACCUUGAAAAGUGAUGUUUACAUGAAAACAAAAGGUAUGGAUGUUGGUUACAGAGUUCAGUUUUAACAAGGGAAAUUUGGGGAUUUUUUUUUUUUUUUACUUGCAUGUUUUAUGGGUAGCUAUUAAAGGAUGUAACAAGUUAUUCCAGCUUUUCCCAAUACUAAUUACAUUGAUUUAAGAAGUCUGCAUAAUCACUCGGUGGCAUUUUCCCUUCAUUUGUGAACCGAGAGGGGUAAAUGAUGCAUCCCAUACGAUGACUUCUGACUUAACUUUUGACAGAAUCUCCAUUGUCUCAUUGAAUUUCUCAUUGUAUUGUAUGUCUUUCCAAGUGUGAAACCAUAAUAUGUAGUUAAUGAAAAAAUGGAAGGCUGCAGAUUGUUUUGCAUGAAUAAUUAAUUGCUCAUUAGGGCUAUGAAGACUGACAUGAUUUUUAUCAGUUCUGGGUAAAUGAAAAUGUUAAUGGAAAACUGAUUCACCAUUUUUACUAGCUUUGUGCAAUAUUAAAAGGUAGAAGCAAAACACUAGCACAUUGUGCUUGGCUUGUAAGGAUGGCUUUAAUACCAUUACAUUAAAUGGACAGUGUGCACAGUGUAUUGUAAAUGCCAACUCUUGCAAAUUUACAAUACCUAAAUAUGUUCAAUUAACAUUCUAAAGUAUUAAAAGUACAAAGGAAAAAGUAAGCAAGCAUUUAUAGCAAUACCAUGAAAUCUCCAGUAAUUGUUUUGACUGUUGCCUUUGCUCUUUAGUGCAACUUUUCUGCAGUGUAAUUGUAUUGCUUUGUAUUUCAUGUUUUUUACACUCAUGACUUCAGAGUUAAGUACUUGUGCACCAAGUAUUGCAAUCACCUUUCUCUUGUUGUACAUGCAAUGUAACAACCUACAGUUUUGGUGCUUUUAACAAUAUUCCUCUUUUUCUUUAAUAAAGGAUAUUUAUUUGAAUUAA
This is a messenger RNA of Callithrix jacchus (white-tufted-ear marmoset), 9883 nucleotides long. RefSeq names its product junction mediating and regulatory protein, p53 cofactor (gene JMY). Gene Ontology annotation, molecular function: Arp2/3 complex binding; actin binding; transcription coactivator activity. The record is from RefSeq and is a predicted model, not a curated record. NCBI's taxonomy places the organism in Eukaryota, Metazoa, Chordata, Mammalia, Primates, Cebidae. Gene Ontology annotation, cellular component: cytoplasm; nucleus. Gene Ontology annotation, biological process: intrinsic apoptotic signaling pathway by p53 class mediator; Arp2/3 complex-mediated actin nucleation; 'de novo' actin filament nucleation.